CACUGCUCCGCACCGGUGAGGCCGCCAGCCGCCGGACACCGGCUCCGGCGACCCCCACCCGCAGGGAGCAAGCGGAUGGGAGGAGCGGCAGCCACAGAGUGGGGACUCCUCUCUCUCCAGAUCGGCGGAGAAGGAAGGCCGGAUGGCGCGGAGCGGCGGCGGCGGCGGCGUGAAGGGCGGAGCAAUAAUGGGCAGCGGCGGCUGGAGUAGCAGACCGCGGCAGCGAGGGACGGAGCAAGGAGGGAGGGGAAGGAAAUGGCGUGCGACAAUGAAGAGAGGGACGGCAGUUUAGGGGAUCUUCCUACCUAGCAGGUUCGUCGAUUCGAGUUCAUCCACCUGCAACUGCUAGUAUUAACAAUAUCAAUAGCAUUGCUCCACCUUUCUGAAACCGAAUUGGAAAUAUGCAUCUUUUUCAGCUCGAAUAAACUGGUUUGAUCUGCUUGAUUAUAACAAUGCAGAUCAUCUAGGUGUGAAGCUUUUAACGAGUAAUUUGGUUUGGUCAGGUCAAACAAAAAUACAAAACACGGCCGGGCAAAGUAGAGCAAAAGAUAUGGUUGAGCCAGCCAUCCUAAGUGUGAUUACCAUAUGAAAAGUCAGUAGGCAAGGAGACAAUGCUGGAGUGGUUACUGCUAACCAUGUGCAUAUAUACACACUGGAUCAACGUGCGAAAUGAAUCGGCCUCUCACUUUGUGCUUGUGAGCGAGCGAGGGAGAGCUAGACACAGUCAUGGGUAUAUCAGGUGCUGUGGAAUGGUGGGAGGAGUGGCAUCUGCGCAUCCUCGUCCUCAGCAGCCUCUUCAUCCAGUACCUCUUGCUCUGCUCCGCUCCCUUGCGUAAGUUUGCUAUUCCUUCCUGGUACAGAUCCAUCAUAUGGCUCGCAUACCAAGGCAGCGAUGCUGUGGCCAUAUACGCCCUGGCCACCCUCUUUAACCGCCAGAGGAGUCAGGAUCAUGGUAGCGGUACUUCUGCAAACAAUAGUAGCAUCCUGGAGGUGGUGUGGGCACCGGUUCUCCUGAUGCACCUCGGAGGGCAGGACCUCAUAACCGCCUACAAUAUCGAAGACAAUGAGCUGUGGACGCGGCACAUCCUCACAGCUGUGUCCCAGGUCACUGUAGCUAUCUAUAUGUUCUGCAAAUCGUGGCCAGGAGGCGACAAGAGGUUGUUGCAGGCAUCAAUCUUGUUCUUCGUCCCUGGGAUUCUCAAAUGCAUUGAGAAGCCCUGGGCUCUCAAGAGUGCUAGCAUUAACAGCCUAGUAAGCUCUUCCUGUCAUGCUCCGAGGAGAACUGCCACCAGAGAAGACGAGAUCAAUUCGCUUGAAGACUACGUGCAAAAGGCAAGGGCUUUUGCCCAGACCGACCCUGGUUUCCAAGCACAAGAAGGUGAUGCGGUCAACCAUGGGGCUGACAAUUAUCUUUCUCAAUCACAAGGAGAAGAUAUUGUGGUGGACCUUGAGGCCAACCAUGGAUCUCAAACACAGGGAGUGGCUGCCACGGUGGAUCUUGAGCCCGAUCAUCAUCCUCAGACCUCAAGGACAUGGAUAGGUCGCCUAAACCAAAUAAAGGAAAAAAUGGGAAGCCACGUAAGCCAAAUAAUGGAGAAAAGGAGAAGCCACCUAAACCAAAGGGAGCCAAGAUUGAGAAGGCGAGAUAAUGACUAUAAUGGGGACCCUGAGACCUACAGGAUAUUUGUGGACCUUGCAUCGCCGUAUCCUGAUCGGCUUGUGAUCCUAAAAUCCUUUUGGGUGCUUGAUGGAAAACAAGCAUACAUUUUAUUGCAGAAUAGAUUGUUCAGCAUUUUCAAUCUUCUCUACACAAAAUCAAAGAUACUCGGCAGUUUUAAAGAAGAGGAAGACCCGAGCGGGUUGGAACUUCUUUCUCUGUACAUACGGUUAUCGGCUAGUUUAUUGCCAUGGGCAGCCAUAGGCCUAUUCCACAAGAGUCACAGAGAAGCUUAUGAUGAUAAUGAUGUCAAGGUUACAUAUGCCUUGUUCUGCUGUACUGCAGUGCUAGAGUACUGUUCCUGUGCUUCCUUUGCCUUUGCGAAAUUUACUUUUCUAAAGGUAUUUCUCAAUGCCAUACUCAAAGUCAAAGAUAGCCUCAUAGGCCAAUUUAAUCUGGUAGGAUUCUUUGCUCGUAACAGAAGGCACUCCAGGAAGAUGUGCAUCGUUAAUUUCUUUAACUGCAAAGACUUUCUUGACCAAAAUUGGUCCAUGAAGCCCUGCAAGUUAUCCUUUGCAAUUCUAGAUUUGGUUCUUAAGUAUGUGAAGAAGGGGUGGGAAGAUCAAAUAAAAGAUACUGACAGCUACUGGAAGUUCAACGAUCGCAGGGGGCAAUGGACUCUUCAGUCCAACAAUUGCGACAAAGAUCUCAGUUGCAGCUUAAGGAAGCCAUUCGAUGAGAGUGUUCUUCUCUGGCACAUCGCAACGGAUUUCUGCUUCUACUACAUGGGCGCAUCUGCGUAUCACCAAUGUGCCACUGCUCAGUGUAUUCAAGAUGCUUCCGGUGAGGGUCAUGGGUGUGCUGUUUGGUGUGAAAGAUCUCAUCAUCACAAAAGAGCCAUCCAGUGCAGAGAAAUCUCCAACUACAUGAUGUACCUACUGUUUGUCAAUCCCGAGAUGCUACUGCCAGGCACUAGGCGAAAUCUGUUCACAGCUGCCAAUUCUGAGCUAAAGAAGAUCCUCAAGGAUGACAAUGCAUCACUCAAGAAAAUUGUCAAGGGCGGCAAGCCUUCGCUCAUGGAGAUCCUCAAGUGCAAUAAACCAUUCUGCAACUUCUUCACAGUCAAAAGGCCAUCGCUCAAGGAAAUCGAAAGAGGAUUUACACAGAGAAUAAUCGCGAAGGUACAGCCCAGGGAAAACAGAGAACAAGUUGUUGAACAUACAGACUUGCCACUGGAUGCGGAGACAGAUGCAACUACACAAGAAGGUUUUGUCCAUGAUGCAUGGAAUCUUGCCAAUGGGCUGCUGCAAAUGCGUGAUGAGAAGAUGUGGGAGGUAAUCGAAGGCGUGUGGGUGGAGAUGCUCUGCUUCUCGGCUAGUAGGUGCCGAGGGUACCUACAUGCCAAGAGUUUGGGCACUGGUGGGGAGCUGCUCACGUAUAUCUGUCUCCUGUUGUCACACAUGGGGAUGGAGACCUUACCGGAGAGGUUGCAGAGGACGGAACUUUCAAGUGGAGGAAAUGCCAGGGUCACUCCAUUGACUUCCCAGGUACCUGGGAGCGAGGACCCACCACCCUUGAGACGUUGGAGGCCUCAUGAAGCUGCUGCUGCUGGGGCAUCUACCUCUCGACCUCAAGAAAUACAACCAGCUGAAUAACCUGAGAAGUUAUUAUCUCCGUGUUGUUUUAUACAUGUCUCCCAGGAGGUGAAGAAUAUUUUGCAAGUCACUCAGGAGGUGUUUGAUCCCAAGUAUCUUGGACUAGCUGUACCAGAGGGUAGAAUGCAUAAAGGGAAGUUUCAGACUUUGCAAUCUAGGCUAAGUAAGCGGCUAG
Messenger RNA from Aegilops tauschii subsp. strangulata, 3487 nucleotides. RefSeq lists its product as uncharacterized. The record is from RefSeq and is a predicted model, not a curated record. Lineage: Eukaryota; Viridiplantae; Streptophyta; Magnoliopsida; Poales; Poaceae.